UUCAGUUUUUCACCUCUGAUGCAUUGUUUACGUGGAAGUGAGUUUCGCUUCCGUUUCCGGGUUGUAGAUCCUUCAGGUUGGCACUUCGCUUACUGUGAAGCUCAGCUGCGAUGGCCGUGGUUCCUGCUCAAUCUCUCCGGGUUUCGGAUAUCCGAGAUCCGACGGUUCUGUUCGAGCGGUACAACACCGAGGAGAUACGCGGCAUCGAGCGGAAUGUCCGCGGAGAAGUCGAGCACAAGAAGGAGGAACUUCGUCAGAUGGUGGGCGAACGGUACCGCGAUUUGAUCGACGCCGCCGACACCAUCGGAAGGAUGCGUCAGUGUUCGGAGAGCGUAGUUACGUCCAUCCAGGACAUGCACCGCUAUUGCCACAAACUGAAACAGGGGAAAAGUUCCCCAAAGCAACAGCAAAGAAGAGUAUAUGGCUCCAUUUCCCAGGAGAAGUUCUACACCAUGGCCUCUCAGAUCAAGCUGCUGCUGGAGAUCCCAGAGAGGAUCUGGAGUUCCAUGGAGGCCUCUCAGUACCUGCAGGCCACCCAGCUCUACCUGCUCUGCUGCCACCUGCACAGACAGCUCCACCUGGAGGCUGGAGGACCACAGUACAGCCCCGUCCUCGCUCGCUUCCCCAUCCUGGUCAGGCAGGUGGCUGCUGCUGGACACUUCAGGUCCACCAUUUUGCUGGACAGUAAGUCAGUCCUGCGUGGUCGGGCGGUGUCCGACCAAGCCAUCGCUGAGGCCCUAGUGUCCACCAUGCUCCUAGAGGACAGCUCUCCACGUCAGGCUCUGGCUGACUUCCUGCUGGCUAGGAAGGCUCUAAUCCAACAGCUACUCAACCAGCCACAACAUGGUGCUGGUAUUAAGGCCCAGGUGUGUAGCCUGGUAGAGCUGCUGGUGACCACUCUGUACCAGGCCUACGCUGUCUUCUACGUCGCCCCAGAAGGGAGUCCUCGGCUGGGGGACGGAGGGCUGAGCUCCGGCCUCCUCUUCACCACUCUGGAGAACGUCACCUCCACCACACCUACAGGUAAAGGGAGGCGUGUCCUUCAGGAGGAGGUGAGUACAGGAAGCUGGUUCAAGUACCUCCCUUCCUCCAUCGCUGAGUUCCAGCCCGCCCUCAGAACCCUGGCUCAGCCAAUCAAGAGAGAGCAGCUCAGAGACACCCUACAGCAGUGGAUCAACACCUGUAAGGAAGACAUCUGUAAUUGGUGUCAGCAGUCUGCUGUCUAUGUGAACAGUCUGAAGGGCCUAGCCUCCAUCAGAGAUGCUGUGUGGGACCUCCUCUCCACCGACUCCAUCAGUCAACACUGGAGCUUCAUCUGCCAGCGGCUGUUAGAGCGCCCUACGCUGUGGGAGGACUUCCUACAGCAACUCUUCCUACAACGCCUGCAGGUAACUAGGAAUCUCCCUACAUUGAAACUGUUCCCAUUCAGACAGUGCGAUCACCCCAGGAGGGAUUACAGAGACCCAUCUCCACCAGCUGCAGACAGCUUCCUCUCCUCUGCCCUUCGAGAUCUUAGAGGGGCCAAGCCCACCCCUCCAGCCCCGGUCCACCAGGCUCCAGCCCUCCCCUCCCCAGCCGAGGGGCCUCUCUACGAGGCAGACGUGCCUCCUUUCCUGUGGUCCGAGGCCCAGGGGGACCUACUGAGCCGACGGCGGCCCUGGGUCAGUGGUAUCCCACGGGGCCACAGCACACGGAGCGGCCUGGCCAUGAAGACGUCAGGCCCUGACACCCUGUGUCCAGCACUCUUCUGUUCAUCAACUGGAUGCUGCUCUUCAGAGACAGACUGGACGACCUUGCAGCACUACCUGCCCUCUGAUAACACAG
Messenger RNA from Salvelinus sp. IW2-2015, 1824 nucleotides. Lineage: Eukaryota; Metazoa; Chordata; Actinopteri; Salmoniformes; Salmonidae. The record is from RefSeq and is a predicted model, not a curated record.